UCGAUCAUCAGUUCUGAACAAGCCGUUCAGCGGUACAGACGUGUUCUCUUCUCGUCUCAUUGUUAGGUUUAAGGGAAUUUUUAUCCUCGAAGGGACUUUAAUACAUUGCUUUGGGUGUUGAUCUAUACGGAGAUCGGAUUGAUCAAGAAAGAGGAAGUGAUUUGGUGAUUAAAUUUGGCAUACACUAGUCCGGAAGUUGCUGUUAUCAGUGUUUGCAGUUGUGUCGUCCGGUGUGGAAGUAAUGACCGGUUUUCAAGGUGUGGGAACCAAGUGUGGAAUCAAUAGCUGAGAAACGAUUUCUCGUCAUAAGUACACCAGCGACCAGCGCGGUGUAAAAGUGUAAAGGAAGAGUUAAAAGAAAGUCGUUGAAAAACAAAACACAAUCCGGACAAUCGUACAGUGGGAAAGGAGGAAAAGAAACUGUUAUGUGUGAUUAAUUCAGUCGCAAGUUUUCGAACGUAUGUCCACUUGAGCUGACUUUUUGGAAUUUUCGGUUAAGCUCGUCCGAUAUCUAUAUGGGUGUACUGAACGUGAUAGGUUCCGGUGCCGGUGCAGCAGUCGAGUGCCAGCCGAGUUGCAAGAAGAACGAUAAUAUCUUCUCACCCAUCAAGAAUAAGAUGAAGGUCUUAAAGAAGAUCAAAAAGCGAAUGGGACUAGCUCCACGCACUACGUCGUCCUGUCCCGGGCCAAACAAUUUACCCCCGCUAUUGUUCCACAGUGUGCACGGGGACAAUAUACGAAUCUCGCGCGAUGGAACCGUUGCUAGACGGUACGAAUCAUUCUGCAAGGGAAUAGCUUUUAGCGCACGGCCAGUUCGUGUCAAUGAGCGUGUUUGCGUCAAGUUCCUCGAUAUCUCCAACAAUUGGAGCGGCGUGAUCCGGUUCGGUUUUACCUGCAAUGACCCAGCCACAUUACGUGGUAACCUGCCAAAAUAUGCCUGCCCAGACCUUACAAAUAAGCCCGGUUUCUGGGCAAAGGCUCUAAACGAACGGUACUGUUAUCGUAAUAAUGUUCUGUUUUACUACGUCACACCCUCCGGGGAUGUCCACUUCGGCAUCAACGGCGAAGAAAAGGGAGUUUUCAUCACGGACGUUGAUGCUCGCGGUCCGCUAUGGGCUGUGAUUGACGUGUAUGGAAAUUCGACAGCAAUUGAGUUCCUAGAUUCGCGGAUCUAUAUGUUCCAGCAGCAGCAACAACAACAGCAGCACCAGCAAACACAACAACAUCAUCACCAUCACCACCAUCAUCACCCACCCGCGCAAAGCCAAACUUGCGGACGUCGCUCUGCUGAUCAGGAAAUCGUACCUCACAUGGAAUCACUCACUAUCAACCAGCACAAUCAGCAGUUGCUGGAUGAGCGUCCGAACCCGACCACGGCGAUCAGUCCAGCUGCGAGCGUGCGGUACAACAGUCCUGCACCAGGACUGCUACCUCUACCAUUCCAUCCAGUGCGCGGUCGUAAUGUCAAAUUCUCGGCUGAUCGAUCCGUCGCUACCCGUGUCGAAUCAGAGUUCUGUCAAGGAUAUGUUUUCACUCCCCGUCCAAUCAAGAUUGGCGAACGGCUAAUCAUUCAAAUUCUUAAAACCGACACCAUGUUUGUUGGAUCCCUAGCCCUUGGACUGACAUCCUGUGAUCCAACCACUCUGCAACUGGCGGACCUGCCGGACGAUUCCGACCUACUUCUCGAUCGUCCUGAGUAUUGGGUGGUCAGUAAAGACGUUGCGUCUACACUAGUCCGUGGCGAUGAGCUUUGCUUCUCGAUUUCCAUCAACGGUGAAGUUUCCAUCAGCAAAAAUGGUGGACCACAAUCUGUGAUUAUGCACAUCGAUCAGAGUCUGCAGCUGUGGGCUUUCCUAGAUGUCUACGGAUCAACUCAAAGUGUUCGCCUGUUCAGUCAUGCAAUUCCUGCCCCGAUGACUGCAGCAUCGUGCUCGGCUCUGUAUGAACCACGACCUAUCCCAGCUUCUGCAAGCCAACGCAGUCUGCAGAUGCAACCAGUCGCGCAACCCCAACCCCAACCAAACGCAGCAGUUCGAUCGGAUAUGAUCCAGAUUAACCCUGGCGGUACAGUUCUGGUAGUGAACCUACCUCCAACGGAUGUCAUCUCACCUGCAUCCUCGCAACCAUCAGUACAGCAAGCUCAGGCUACAAUACUAUCCCGUGGUGGUCUACCGAAUUCAGCUUCAACCCUUUCUGUUCCACUGUCGACGCUCUCACUAUCCUCGCAUACCGGUUCAACCGGAACUAGCGAAAUCGUUCCCGCUUAUAACUACAAUGAGCCCCUUCCCGCAUACAACAACGCAUCCAACUACAACACGCUGGCUGCAGCCGCCGGCGGAAGCAGUAGCUGCAGCAGUAACGCAAUCAACAGCCUAACCAGCGGAAACGGUGCCCCGAUCUACAGCUCCACCGGCGUCGAUUGCACAAUCUGUUUCGAAAAACCAAUCGACUCGGUUCUGUACAUGUGCGGCCAUAUGUGCAUGUGCUACGAUUGUGCUAUCAAGCAGUGGCGCGGUAUUGGCGGCGGUCACUGUCCACUGUGUCGGGCCGUUAUAAGGGACGUGAUUCGCACGUACAAAUCCUAAACGAUCCCUCGGGUGUGCCGCUGCCAUUCGGCAGUAGCGACGGCAGGGCCUAGCAUCGUCUGGUCGCGAUACCAAAUGGAAGCAAAUAGAAAUGUGAUUUUUAUUCCAAAAAGAGCAAAAAACAAGAAAAAGCGAGACUUGAAUUCGUUAAGAAAGGGAGGUAAAGUUUCGGAAACAUUCUGGUCAAAAUUAUACACUUAUAUUUUAUGCGAGUAAACUAUAAAGUAGUCAAAAUUUCAAAAAUGCGGAGGGUGAUAGGGGAGAUCAUGUUGGAAGUUUGGAGCAGUUCACAAAGUUGUUUGAAUUUUCGCCAUGCGAUAGCAGACAGUCAUGUGGCCAGUUUAUAUGGUUAUUUUUAGUUUCGUUUUUUCUCGAAGUCGUUGAUGAAUACAUUAUCUAGUACGUAAGUUUGUAGGACAAAUUUGCUGAUGAUGAAACCAAAAAAACUCAAAUUUGCAUAGUCUAGUAUGACAGUGAGGAAAUUGCCAAAUAAAACACAUCACUUCCAAAUAAUUAACAUGUGGCGAAAAAGCGGGACAGAUAAAGCACCAACAAUAUUUAUUUUCAUCUUCGGUUCUUGGCAUCGCUUUUUUUCAAAUAAUUCUAAAGAGGUGUUCAUCGAUGGAACUACUUGAUUUAAAAAUAAAAAUCUAGUCAAAAAGAAAAAUGUAUUGAAACGAGCGAGAGCCCCAAAGUAAAACUUAGAUUAAGCACGAUCCUUUUGCUCAGGUGACAUAACGUCCCACCAGGGCUACUUAUUUAUUCUAUUGCGUCCUAUUUUUCCUAAUAAUUAUUUCCUAUGACGUAGAGUAUUAUUACUUAGACACCUUCACAAUAACAUACAUUACAUCCCUGCACUUAGCCGGUCAGUAGCUGGAACGAAUGGCAUUUGUAGCGAAUAGACUACUAUCCGUCUCGAACGAAGAGACAUGAUUAAAGCAUUAUAAAAGAGUAAAAGAUCCGAAGAUUACUACUUAUUAUAUGAAAGAGAAGAUAGUUGACACUUUAUUAAUUUAUUGUUAUCUAAGCUUUUAAAAUUAGAAAAAAAAACAUCAAACAUCGUAUUUUUAAAGUUAGCUGAAUUAAAAGAAGAAAACAAAAAUAUAAACU
Messenger RNA from Topomyia yanbarensis, 3695 nucleotides. It is a transcript of the gene neur, whose product is annotated as protein neuralized. The record is from RefSeq and is a predicted model, not a curated record. Lineage: Eukaryota; Metazoa; Arthropoda; Insecta; Diptera; Culicidae. Gene Ontology annotation, molecular function: ubiquitin protein ligase activity. The transcript is spliced from 3 exons. Bases 516 to 2585 code for a protein of 689 amino acids.